Molecule: messenger RNA, 2835 nt
Organism: Acanthosepion pharaonis
Lineage: Eukaryota; Metazoa; Mollusca; Cephalopoda; Sepiida; Sepiidae
Source: the annotation of a GenBank genome assembly
AUGAGCUCUGUCUUCUUUCAGGUGUCUUCUUUCAUGACUAUGUCUUCUUUCAGGUGUCUUUCUUUCAUGAGCUCUGUCUUCUUUCAGGUGUUUUCUUUCAUGAGAUAUGUCUUCUUUCAGGUGUCUUCUUUCAUGACCCUGUCUUCUUUCAUGGUGUCUUCUUUCAUGUUUUUUCUUUCGUGUCUUCUUUCAGGUGUCUUCUUUCAUGACCCUUUCAGUGUCUUCUUUCUCAGCUAUGUCUUCUUUCUUUCUGUCUUCUUUCAGGUGUCUUCUUUCAUGAGAUAUGUCUUCUUUCAGGUGUUUUUUCUUUCUUUCAUGACUUUCUGUCUUCUUCUUUCAGGGGUCAUCUUUCAGGUGUCUUCUUUCAUGACCUGUGUCUUCUUUCAUGUUUUCUUUCAUGAGCUCUGUCUUCUUUCAGUGUCUUCUUUCAGGUGUGUUUUCUUUCAUGAGCUCUGUUCUUUCAGGUUUCUUUGUGUCUUCUUUCAUGAGCUGUGUCUUCUUUCAGGUGUUUUCUUUCAUGAGAUCUGUCUUCUUUCAGGUGUCUUCUUUCAGGUGUCUUCUUUCAUGUCUUCUUUCCACGUCUUCUUUCAUGAGUGUGUCUUCUUUCAUAGGUGUUCUCUUCUUUGGUUUUCUUUUCAUGAGAUGCGUCUUUCUUUCAGGUUUUUUUUUUUCAUGAUAUGUCUUCUUUUCAUGUCUUCUUUCAGACCUGUUUUCUUUCAGGGCUAUGUCUUCUUUCAGGUGUUUUCUUUCAUGAGAUAUGUCUUCUGUCUUCUUUUUCAUGGUGUGUCUUCUUUCUUUCAUCUUUCCCGUGUCUUCUUUCAUGAGCUGUGUCUUCUUUCAGGUGUUUUCUUUCAGGUGUUUUCUUUCGUCUUCUUUUUCAGGUGUCUUCUUUCAUGUUUUCUUUCUUCUUUUCAUGAGCUGUGUCUUCUUUCAGGUGUUUUCUUUCAUGAGCUCUGUCUUCUUUCAGGUGUUUUCUUUCAUGAGCUUCUUUCAUGUCUUCUUUCAGGUGUUUUUUCUUUCAUGAGAUAUGUCUUCUUUUUCAGGGGUCUUCUUUCAGACCUCUGUGUCUUCUUUCAGGUGUUUUUCUUUCAUGAGCUCUGUCUUCUUUCAGGUGUCUUCUUUCAUGACCGUGUCUUCUUUCAUGAGCUGUGUCUUCUUUCAGAUGUUUUCUUUCAUGAGAUUCUUUCAGGGGUCAUCUUUCAGGUGUCUUCUUUCAUGACCUGUGUCUUCUUUCAUGAGCUGUGUCUUCUUUCAGGUGUCUUCUUUCAGGUGUGUCUUCUUUCUUUCAUGACCUGUCUUCACUGGGUCUUCUUUCAUGAGAUAUGUCUUCUUUCAGGUGUGUCUUCUUUCAUGACCCGUGUCUUCUUUCAUGAGCUGUGUCUUCUUUCAGGUGUUUUAUUUCAUGAGAUAUGUCUUCUUUCAGGUGUCUUCUUUCAUGACCUUUCUCUUCUUUCAGGGUGUCUUCUUUCAGGUGUCUUCUUUCAUGACCUGUGUCUUUCUUUCAUGAGCUUUCAGUGUCUUCUUUCAUCAGGUGUUUUCUUUCAUGAGCUCUGUCUUUUUUCAGGUGUGUCUUCUUUCAUGACCUGUCUUUUCUUUCUUCAUGAGCUGUGUCUUCUUUCAGGUGUUUUCUUUCAUGAGAUCUGUCUUCUUUCAGGUGUCUUUUCUUUCAUGACCCGUCUUCUUCUUUCAUCUUUCAGUGUCUUCUUUCAGGUGUCUUCUUUCAUGACCUGUGUCUUCUUUCAUGACCCGUUUUCUUUCAGUGUCUUCUUUCAGGUGUUUUCUUUUCAUGAGAUAUGUCUUCUUUCAGGUGUUUUCUUUCAUGAGAUGUGUUCUUCUUUCAGGGGUCAUCUUUCAGGUGUCUUCUUUCAUGAGCUGUGUCUUUCUUUCAUGAGCUGUGUCUUCUUUCAGGUGUUUUCUUUCAUGAGCUCUGUCUUCUUUCAGGUGUCUUCUUUCAUGACCGUGUUUUCUUUCAUGAGCUCUGUCUUCUUUCAGGUGUCUUCUUUCACUGUUUUCUUUCAUGAUAUGUCUUCUUUCAUGUGUUUUUCUGUGUCUUCUUUUUCAGGUGUUUUUUUCUUUCAUGUCUUCUCUGUCUUCUUUCAGGUGUCUUCUUUCAUGACCUGUCUUCUUUCAGGUUUUUCUUUCAUGAGCUAUGUCUUCUUUCAGGUGUUUUCUUUUUUUGUCUUCUUUCUGUCUUCUUUCAGAGUGUCUUCUUUCAUGACCCAUGUGUCUUCUUUCAUGAUCUUUCAUCUUCUGUGUCUUCUUUCAUGUUUUCUUUUCUUUCAUGAGCUUCUUUCUUCUUUCAGGUCUUCUUUCAUGUGUCUUCUUUCAGGUGUUUUCUUUCAUGAGCUCUGUCUUCUUUCAGGUGUCAUCUCUUCAGGUGUUUUCUUUCAUGAGCUCUGUCUUCUUCUUUUUCAGGUGUUUUCUUUCAUGAGAUGUGUCUUCUUUCAGGGGUCAUCUUUCAGGUGUGUUUUUCUUUUCAUGAGCUCUGUCUUCUUUCAGGUGUCUUCUUUCAUGACCCGUGUCUUCUUUCAUGUCUUCUUUCAGUGUUUUUCUUCUUUUUUCUUUCAUGAGAUGUGUCUUCUUUCAGGGUGUGUUUUCUUUCAUGAGAUGUGUCUUCUUUCAGGGUGUCAUCUUUCAGGUGUUUUCUUUCAUGACCUGUGUGUCUUCUUUCAUGAGCUGUGUCUUCUUUCAGGUGUUUUCUUUUUCUUUCAUGAGCUCUGUCUUCUUUCAGCUGUGUCUUCUUUCAUGAGCUGUGUCUUCUUUCAUGGUGUUUUCUUUCAUGAGAUCUGUCUUCUUUCAGGUGUCUUCUUUCAUGACCCGUGUCUUCUUUCAUGA